Centropristis striata (black sea bass) is the source of this 2077-nucleotide messenger RNA. It is a transcript of the gene hacd1, whose product is annotated as 3-hydroxyacyl-CoA dehydratase 1. The record is from RefSeq and is a predicted model, not a curated record. Gene Ontology annotation, cellular component: endoplasmic reticulum membrane. The coding region runs from base 26 to 754 and encodes 242 amino acids. Gene Ontology annotation, molecular function: 3-hydroxyacyl-CoA dehydratase activity. The transcript is spliced from 7 exons. Gene Ontology annotation, biological process: sphingolipid biosynthetic process; very long-chain fatty acid biosynthetic process; fatty acid elongation. Lineage: Eukaryota; Metazoa; Chordata; Actinopteri; Perciformes; Serranidae.
ACUUCCCCACCCUGCCCCCGGUACCAUGGCGUCCAGCGAGGAGGACGGCACGGUUGAGGAGAAGGAAAACAACAACAAGAAGAGAACGAAAAGCGCCCUCGUCACCGCAUGGCUCACCUUCUACAACAUUGCCAUGACCGCCGGGUGGCUGGUUCUGGCCAUGGCAAUGAUGCGCUUCUACAUCAUGAAAGGCACACACAAGGGUCUGUACAGAAGUAUAGCAAGGACACUCAAGUUUUUCCAGACCUUUGCGUUAGUUGAGGUGGGACAUUGUGCCAUAGGGAUUGUGAGGACUUCUGUGAUUGUAACUGGGGUGCAAGUGUGUUCACGGAUUUUCAUGGUUUGGUUCAUCACCAACAGCAUCAGACAGAUCCAGAAUGAAGAAAGCGUAAUCCUAUUCCUGGUUGUGUGGACGGUGACAGAGAUUACCAGAUAUUCCUACUACACAUUCAACCUGCUCCACCACCUGCCGUACUUCAUCAAAUGGGCCAGAUACAACCUCUUCAUCGUCAUGUACCCGCUGGGAGUCGUCGGAGAACUGCUGACCAUUUACGCCGCUCUGCCGUUCAUACGCAGAUCUGGAAUGUACUCCAUGAGGCUCCCCAACAAGUAUAACGUGUCCUUCGACUACUACUACUGCCUCAUCAUCGUCAUGCUGUCCUACAUCCCACUGUUCCCUCAGCUCUACUUCCACAUGCUGCGGCAGAGGAGAAGGGUGCUUUACGGGGAGGUGAUAGUGGAGAAGGACGACUAGACGAGCCACCACCUCAUGCCUUCAUUUGAGCCAGCCUGCCUCCACCCUCACCCUCACCUCCCCCUCUUCAUCUUUAGCACCAACCGGCCGUUACAUUCUUCACUGCACGGGACCGGGAGAGCCGCACGGAUGUCGACCCGUCUGACGAGAGUGAUAAUCAGGAAAGAAAGGAGCGACAAUAACUGAUCCUCAGUCUUUACAGGAGUAAUUCCUAUCUGAAUGGUAAUAUUGGAAACAUGUUUACAGUCCCAGUGUUGCUGGAGCUCGAGACAGAAGCCUUGACGUUGCGUCUCAGCCACCUUUAUAAUCGCCCACCUGCCUCACUACUGCACCUUGUUGCACUGAAAAAGUCACAACACCUGUCUGAAGGAGAGAAAAGGUAAACGAGAGGCUUCCAGGGAAAUGUGAAAUGAAACGUGGGAGGAAGAUUGUAAGUUGCGUCUCAAACUUCAUCCACCAAAACGACCCAAUUGGCAGAUUUAUUAUCCUUUAAGUGUUUUCCACCUCAGUUCGAUCGUACCUCAACAAUAAAUCACCAUUUAGACAAUAUGCUGCUUCUUUUGUGUACGUUUGUAAAUGAUGCAAUGUGAACUGAGCGGUUAAUAGUAAGCAUAUUUCUUAAUUUAUUCACAUACUGUGUCACUUAGAGCGAGCACAGCUCAAACUUAACAUUUUGUCUGCUUGGCUCCUGCAUUCUUCUAUGUUGCUUUGAUGUUUACUAUGUCAAAUUAAUUUACAAAAGUGCAUUUUAAACUAAUUUGAGUAUUCAGAAAGUAGCAGCUCUUUCUAUAGGCCGCUGUAGCCGAGACUACAAUUCAGAUUUUUGUGAGCAUUCAGUCUUCAGUCGCUGUUGUGUUUGUUUUUUAACAUAAAGAAUCUGAUGUACGAUGGUAGUUAGAUUCCCUCCUACUAAAGGUGCUAUUGUAAGAUCAUUUCAAUCUUCUGUGCAGCUGAAGGAGUGACUGUGAUCGGAGUAAAGUAGGAAAACAGGAUGUGAAAUGAUUGAGAGGAAAUGUUGCAUAGCCCAUGGCUAUCUAGGAAAAUCAGCAUUUUUCUUUUUUGCUUAUAAUCUGGGUUAGAGAGGAGAGAAACAAUAAAAGUCAAUGUCACAAAAAUCACUGGAAAAGUUAUUUUUCAAGAACAAAUCAAUAGAAAUGUGAAAAUACCUUCUUGUGCAAAAUCAAUAAACUAAAUACUACAAUACUGUGGAGAGUUUUGUGAUGACCUUCACACUUGUUACCUGAUAUCCACAGAGGACCAUUUACUCCAAUGUGACGAAAACAAAAGAUCCUGUAUGAUAAUGAGUUGGUAUCUCAGAAUAAU